CUGUCACCCAGGCUGGCAUGCAGUGACACAAUCUUGGCUCACUUCAGCCUCGACCUCCUGGGCUCAGUAUGCCCAGCUAGUGUUGUAUACUUCUUGUACAGGGUUUCUCUUGAACUCCUAGGCUUAAGUAAUCUAUCUGUCUUGGCCUCCCAAAGUGUUGGGAUUACAGGCUGCUAGCGCCUCAUGGGUAGAGACUGGGGAUACUGCCAAGCAGUCUACAACAUGCAAAAUAGCUCCCACAACAAAGAAUUAUUUGGUCCAAAAUGUCAAUAGUUCCAAGGUUAAGAAACCCUGUUUCAGAGGCAUCAGUUAUAAGCAUAUUAGUUGAUAAUAUUUGAAGAUAUAUAGUGCACACAGGAUUUACUGCAGAAACCAAAACUAAUCCUUACCAUGAUUUGAUUUUAAAAUAUACGUUUUUCUAGAUAAAUCCAAUGCGAUGUUCCCUUCUUGCAACUUCAGCCAUACAUUAGCUAAUUUAUGAAGGAAUUUCUGUAGAAACAACUCCAAACCCGUUUCCUCCUGCCCUAGCAGGAAAAGGUCCUAGCCAUUGGUUACAGAUGAUAACUGUCUCUGCUAAGGCCUUUACAACCUAGAUCUCGCAAUGAGAAGGCAAGCCCAAACCCAAGGGCAAAAGCAAUGAUCACAUGCUUCUAACUCCCGACAGUCAAGUUUUAAAUAAAAUCACUAAUGGAUCCUACGUUUUGUUUUUUGGUUUGUUGGUACUUGGAAAAAUGUCAGUGAAACAGGUUUUUCUGGCAGAGGAACACUGAUUUUUUUCCCCCUCUCUUUAAUGGUCAAUACUAAUAUAACUGACUUUUUAGCCUUAGAAAACAGUCUCCUGGUCUAAGGUGCUUGAGUGGGCCGAUCCAGCUAUUAUCAAGAACCUUUGAGAACAAAAUUCUCAAGCACUUCUGAGUCAAAUAGGUGAAACCUCGGCUGGCCUGACCUUAUCAUGGAGCCUGACGACUUUGAUUCUGAAGACAAAGAAAUAUUAAGCUGGGAUAUUAAUGAUGUGAAACUUCCACAGAAUGUGAAAAAGACAGACUGGUUUCAGGAGUGGCCAGAUUCCUAUGCCAAACACAUCUACAGCUCGGAGGACAAGAAUGCGCAGCGGCACCUGAGCAGCUGGGCCAUGCGCAACACCAACAACCACAACUCCCGCAUCCUCAAGAAGUCCUGCCUUGGUGUGGUGGUGUGUGGCCGCGACUGCCUUGCAGAGGAGGGGCGCAAGAUCUACCUGAGACCUGCCAUCUGUGACAAGGCCCGGCAGAAGCAGCAGAGGAAACGCUGUCCCAACUGUGACGGGCCUCUGAAGCUCAUCCCGUGCCGAGGUCAUGGGGGCUUCCCGGUCACCAACUUCUGGAGACACGAUGGACGCUUUAUAUUUUUCCAGUCAAAGGGAGAGCAUGAUCAUCCAAAACCAGAAACCAAGUUGGAAGCCGAGGCAAGAAGAGCCAUGAAGAAAGUGCACACAACACCUUCCUCCGUUUCCUUGAGCCUGAAGGGGAGCUCAGAGACCAGGUCUCUUCCAGGUGAAACACAAAGUCAGGGGAGUUUACCUUUGACUUGGUCUUUCCAGGAAGGUGUCCAAUUGCCUGGUAGUUACAGUGGACAUUUAAUAGCUAACACUCCUCAACAGAACUCACUAAAUGAUUGCUUUUCCUUCUCCAAGAGUUAUGGUCUGGGAGGAAUCACAGAUCUGACUGACCAGACUUCCCCUGUGGACCCCACGAAGCUCUACGAAAAGCGCAAAUUGUCCAGUAGCAGAACCUACAGUAGUGGAGACCUGCUUCCGCCUUCUGCCUCUGGAGUCUACUCUGAUCAUGGCGAUCUGCAAACGUGGAGUAAAAACGCUGCUUUGGGGAGAAAUCCUCUUAAUGACAACUGUUAUUCCAAUUAUCCUUUUUCUCUGACCAGCUGGUCUUGCAACUUCUCUUCUUCCCAAAACUCUUCAGAACCCUUUUACCAGCAGAUUCCACUGGAGCCAUCUGCAGCCAAAACUGGCUGUCCCCCAUUAUGGCCAAAUCCAGGGGGUAAUCUUUAUGAAGAGAAGGUACAUGUGGAUUUUAACAGCUACGUCCAGUCCCCUGCAUACCAUUCACCUCAGGAAGACCCCUUUCUCUUCACCUACACCUCUCAUCCUCACCAGCAAUAUUCACUGCCAAGCAAGAGCAGCAAAUGGGAUUUUGAGGAAGAAAUGACAUACUUGGGUUUGGAUCACUGCAGCAAUGAGAUGCUUCUGAACCUGUGUCCUUUAAGAUGACUCAACUCUUCCAUUAGGUGCGCCCUCAGCCCUCAAAAAUGGGGAAGGGCUGAAAGAAUUUCCUUAGGAAAUAAUUUUUAAAACAUAACCACAGAUAAAUGAGAAUCAUGAU
Molecule: messenger RNA, 2375 nt
Organism: Callithrix jacchus (white-tufted-ear marmoset)
Lineage: Eukaryota; Metazoa; Chordata; Mammalia; Primates; Cebidae
Gene: GCM1
Product: glial cells missing transcription factor 1
Biological process (GO): cell differentiation involved in embryonic placenta development; regulation of transcription by RNA polymerase II; gliogenesis
Cellular component (GO): nucleus
Molecular function (GO): DNA-binding transcription activator activity, RNA polymerase II-specific; RNA polymerase II cis-regulatory region sequence-specific DNA binding
Source: RefSeq, a predicted model, not a curated record